Aureobasidium subglaciale EXF-2481 is the source of this 1958-nucleotide messenger RNA. RefSeq lists its product as uncharacterized. The transcript has a single exon. Gene Ontology annotation, molecular function: zinc ion binding; DNA-binding transcription factor activity, RNA polymerase II-specific. Lineage: Eukaryota; Fungi; Ascomycota; Dothideomycetes; Dothideales; Saccotheciaceae. The coding region runs from base 213 to 1742 and encodes 509 amino acids. The record is from RefSeq and is a predicted model, not a curated record. Gene Ontology annotation, biological process: regulation of DNA-templated transcription.
AUGCUGGUGUCUAUCACGUCUGCUCUCCCUAAGCAACUGAAGCAGAGCAACGACGAGCUGUGGCAAGCCACAAUCGUUUGUCAUAUCGACAAAUCAAACUCGGGGAGUCCACACAUCUCCAUGCCAUCGCUGCAAGUCUAGCAAGAAUCGUGCAGCAACAAGUGCGACAGUAUCCCGCCCAAGGAGAGGCUAUAUGGGAGAUUCCCACAAUCAUGCAGGGCGUACGAACGACCAGAGGUUGUGUCAACUGUAGACAGAAGAAGAAAGGCUGUGACCUGAAGAAACCGACAUGCGGUCGCUGCUUGCGACUCAAAAUACCCUGUGCCUUCGAAGAUCGAAAGUACGUCUUUGUUGGUCAAGAUGCAGGGUCCAACCUCAUAACGAAGAGUCUCAUAUCGACCUCUGACACAUCCCUAGCCAGGACUGACUUUUCGAUCAUUAUGGAUGAAUACUUUUGGACGAACUACUUGCCGCAAGAAGACCCUUCUCUGGACGGUAGCAUCGGCGGUAUAUUAUCGGCACCUUGGAUACCGUCAGUUCGAGAGCUAGCGAACAGCCAUACCGAUGUAAGGAACGCUAUCCAGGCUUGCGCAAUGGCCGGUCUCGGAUGGAUGAAUGAAGACCGGACGCUGAUCAUGCGGGCGGGGUGGUUAUAUGCGCAGGCACUCCGGCAAACGAACAUGGCUCUUCAGGAUCCGAUUUCGGCUUGCGACGACAGCGUACUGGCGUGUUGUCGUCUGCUCACGCUAUUUGAGAUGUUCCGUCGAAUAACAUCGGAUCCCGCUACCAAGGAUCCCAGUCGGAAUCAAGUUGCUGACUGGCGACUCCAUGUCAAUGGUACCUGUCGUCUCGUGCAGCUGCGUGGACGUGAGAGACACCUUUCGACUUUCGGGACAGAGCUAUACGACGGAGUUCGCCUGACCGCCAUAAUUCAAGGUCUUGCGAGACGGAGGCCGAACACAUUCACACAGCUGGAAUGGAGACUACCGAGCCUCAAUAUGAGAGAUGAGCUUUACGAACUGAUCAAUCCCGCCCCACAGCUUCUUGAAGAACUCGACAUGUUUCGUGAGAGUGAAGCUGUCGUCAAAACCGAUCUUGCAAGUCGUCAGCAUAUCGUUUUGGGAACUACGCUGUUGGAGAGAUGCCUGGACAUCCGCAACGCAUUGAGAGAGUGGGAAACGAAGAUCAUGGUCAUUUGUCGCGAGAAGCAAUCAUUUACAGGUUGGAUGAGUCGACCUCCCAGCAGCUCUAGCUCUACCUGGGAUUUCACUGUGCCUUCGUACAGCAUCGAUCUCAGGGAACCCUCCGCGGUGAGAGUCGAUGAGCAAGGGCUGUCCCUUUACGACGUCUGCAGGUUACAUGGUCAUGGCUUCUUCUCAACAUGCACCAUGUACUGGACGAUGUGCAGCAUAAUGUAUAGCUCAUUGAGGACUCAUCAGCAACAGCUGCAAGCAUUCAUGAACAUAUGGACUCCUGGAGAGGUACUUCCAUCGCUGCCCGAAUGGGUGAGCCCGGAGCUAUCAGCACUGAGUGUUGCGCAGGUCGCAGGGCAUUUCUUCAAGCCAGGCAUGGGUCUAUGGGCUGCUCAUGCUGCAGUAUUUCCUGUCAGUCACGCGCUCUGUUAUUUCGCAAAGACUGGUCGACGCGAUUCGCCAGCUUUCGAGUCCAUGAUCAAUGCUUUCGCAAAUAGCAAGACUGGCGUUAUCAUGCGUGACUUCCUCGAUGCAAUAGGGAUAAAGUGAAGCAAUAGGGAUAAAGUGAAAAGCCAUGCAGUCGAAGUCCUUUCAAUCCAAGUUGCUUUAGAGUUCUAUAGCUGAAUUUGCAGCUACAGCGUACUCAUAUCACCCCAGAAAUCAAUAUCGAGCGCGACGUCAAAAAGAUUCUCCCAAGCAGGCACACUCAUAUCGUAGAACGACCAAUCGAUAUUCUGGUUGUCGGGUGCCAAUGGCCCUGUCCCC